AUGACUCUUUUCCCAGAAAUUGGAAUUGCAGAUUUUGUUCCAGUGAUGCUUGCUGAUGGCGGACUUUUUUCAAUUCCUCAGUUUGAACCUUUUUCUAAUGUUAUAGCACGAGCUUCCCAAUGGUGUGAACAACAACAAUUUCUUAGAUUUUGUAAUGCUCAAUCAUUAGAAAUUAAAAUGAAAGGUGGUUCAGUUGUUGACACACAAAGAAUGAGCUAUACAGAACAUGGUGGCAAAUCAACUUAUUAUGUUAGAGUUUUACGUGUGACGUAUACAAAACCUGCCGAGUCUUUAAUUAUGGAAGCCUCGAUUAGAACACCGGUUCUUCAUUUAUCAUGUAAAACUUUUAUACCAUAUCAACUGAAUACAAGCAUGUUUAUCCCAGAAUUUGAAAGCCUUACUCAAACAAAAGAAAGAAUGAAAAUAUGGGUUCAACUUACAGGAGCAAGAAUGUUAAGUGCAGAAACUGUUGCAAUGAGAUUGUUAACUGGUGGAGAAGCUACAUCUGGUAUUGAAGCGAGUUUCACUUAUAAUCCCGCUAAUAUGAACGAAUAUUGGAUUUAUAUUAUUAGAUUAUAUUUAGACGGAUAUUACAAAGAACCUGAGCCGCAUUUGCUACCACCGCCACCUCCAGUGGUAAACAAAACUUGUGCCAUUUUAUAAGUUGUGAUAUAAACAGAGCAGUAACUUGUCAAAUUCUGCACAUGCCCUAUCUAAUGUGAAUCUCAAGAUUUAAGUUUUUUGUAAAAGAAAUUAGUAUUUAUAUUUUUAUAUUUGCAAAUAUCCUUUUACAUAUGAAAUAUUUCUUAAAUUG
Molecule: messenger RNA, 814 nt
Organism: Centruroides sculpturatus (bark scorpion)
Lineage: Eukaryota; Metazoa; Arthropoda; Arachnida; Scorpiones; Buthidae
Exons: 5
Coding region: 1-663 (220 amino acids)
Source: RefSeq, a predicted model, not a curated record